This is a messenger RNA of Eimeria necatrix, 1488 nucleotides long. RefSeq lists its product as hypothetical. Lineage: Eukaryota; Apicomplexa; Conoidasida; Eucoccidiorida; Eimeriidae. The transcript has 2 exons. Gene Ontology annotation, cellular component: mRNA cleavage and polyadenylation specificity factor complex; ribosome. Bases 1 to 1488 code for a protein of 495 amino acids. The record is from RefSeq and is a predicted model, not a curated record. Gene Ontology annotation, biological process: mRNA 3'-end processing by stem-loop binding and cleavage; translation. Gene Ontology annotation, molecular function: structural constituent of ribosome; RNA binding.
AUGGAGACGCUGCAGGUGGAAAACCUCUACUCCGGAAGUUGCUGCUGCACUCUUAUUCGCUUCAAUGAACUUUUGCUGCUGGUCAACUGCGGCAUUUCCGACACCCUAGACCCUACCCCCCUCGCGCCCCUCCUCAGACAGCUGGGGGAGGUGGACGCGGUGCUGCUGAGCCACGGCUCUGUGGCUUAUUGUGGGGCGCUGCCGCUGCUGCACCGGCUGCAGUGGCGCAGCCCCGAGGCCCCCGCAGCAGCAGCAGCAGCAGCAGCAGCAGAAGCAGCAGCAGCAGCAGCAGGGGACUGGGACCCGCCUGCUGUUUUCUGCACGAGUGCAGCGCAGCUCCUGGGCAAAGCUGCAACAGAGGCGGCGCUGCUGGCAGCAACAGACUGUUACUCCAUUCGCAACAGUUCUGCUGCUGCUGCUGCUGCGCCGAAGGCAGCAGCAGCUGCUGCUGCUGCUGCUGCACGCAGCAGCGCAGCAGCAGCCACCGAGGGACUGCAGUCCAGCGGCCUCCCCUUCACUGCAGCAGAUGUUGCUGCUGCUUUUGCUGCAUGCAGCCCCAUAAACUACCACCAGACAGUGCCCUUGAAGAGACGGAGGCGGCGCUGCUCCUGCUGCAGCAGCAGCAGCAACAGCAGCAGCAGCAGCAGCAGCAGCAACGGCAGCAGCAGCAGCAACGGCAGCAGCAGCAGCACAAGCAGCAGCAGCAAUGGCGAAGGCCGCAUGGAGACUGACUCGGAGCCCCAAGCGCCGGCCUCCCCUGGAACUUGCUGCUGCUGCUCUUCGCAGCAGCAGCAGCAGCAGCAGCAGCAGCAGCAGGAGUCUGGGGUGUAUGUACAGUGCAUCCGCGCGGGGCUCAAUUUGGGCGGAGCUGUUUGGCUGCUGGAAAGUGAUGGCUUAAGAGUUGCUGUUGCUGUUGGACAUGCAGUCUCUGCACUCUGGUACCUGCUGCUGCUGCUGCUGCUGCUGCUGCUGUUGCUGCUGCUGCUGCUGCUGCUUGUGCUGCUGCUGCGGGUGCGGGCGAUGUUUGUGCUGCUGGCGUUCCUGCUGCUUGCGGGGCUGCUUCGGGCGUUGUUGUGUGCUUCUCGCUGCUGCUGCAGUGCUGAGCAGCUCUGCUGCUGCUGCUGCAUCUGCUGCUGCUGCUGCUGCAUCUGCUGCUGCUGCGUUUGCUGCUGCUGCUGCAGGCAUGUCGACGGAGGCGAGUUGCUGCCGUUGAGCUGCGGGGCGCAGCCGCUGAUCGGGCCCCCUGCAGCAGCAGCAGCAGCAGCAGCAGCAGCAGCAGCAGCAGCAGCACCGCCUUCUCCUUGGCUGGGGACCCGCCUGCGGCGCUUCAACGUUCUUGUGGCUUCUUGCCCAGCAGCAACAGCAGCAGCAGCAGCAGCAGCAGGGCAGCCGCAGCAGCAGCUGCGGCAGCUGCUGCUGCGCGCAGCCACAGAAGUCCUCAGGGGCUCGACUGUGCUCAUUCCUGUGGACCUCGACGGUAGGGUUUAG